This is a messenger RNA of Oncorhynchus nerka (sockeye salmon), 3495 nucleotides long. Its product is annotated as multiple epidermal growth factor-like domains protein 11. The record is from RefSeq and is a predicted model, not a curated record. Lineage: Eukaryota; Metazoa; Chordata; Actinopteri; Salmoniformes; Salmonidae. Gene Ontology annotation, molecular function: scavenger receptor activity.
AUGCUAAUACAAGACCAACUGCUGAUUCUAAUCAGUGCCCAGUCUUCCCUGUGUCUCCUGUCUCAGUGUUCAGUAGAAUGUGCCCAUGGCCGGUGUGUGUCUCCUGAUACGUGUCAGUGUGAACCGGGCUGGGGAGGAGUGGACUGCUCUAGUGGUUGUCAGGCUGACUUCUGGGGCCCCCACUGCACUAACCGGUGCCAGUGUCAGAACCGGGCCCAGUGUAACCCCAUCACGGGGGCGUGUGUGUGUACGGACGGGUACCAGGGCUGGCGCUGUGAGGAGCUGUGCGAGGCGGGGCUCUAUGGGAAGGGAUGCCAGCUAGAGUGCCAGUGUCUCAACGGUGCCACCUGCCACCACGAGACCGGAGAGUGCCUCUGUGCACCGGGAUACACCGGGGCUAUCUGUGGUGAGCGGUGUCCCUCUGGUAGUCAUGGCGCCCAGUGUGAGCUGCGUUGCCCGUGUCAGAACGGUGGAACGUGCCAUCACGUCACGGGGGAGUGCUCCUGCCCCGCUGGAUGGAUGGGCUCGGUGUGUGCCCAGCCGUGCCAGUUUGGCACCUACGGCAUCAACUGUAGCCAGGAGUGCCCCUGCCGGAACAGAGGUCUGUGUGUGUGUGACCAUGUCAGCGGGCAGUGCCAAUGUACCGCCGGCUACAGUGGAGAGAGAUGUCAGGAGGAGUGUCCGGGGGGGUCGUACGGUCCUCAGUGUUCACAUAAGUGUGACUGUCAGAACAGAGCGAGGUGUUACCAUGUCAACGGGGCCUGUCUGUGUGACGAGGGGUUCAAAGGUCCGAGCUGUCAGGACAGGUUCUGUCCCUCUGGACAGUAUGGACUCAUCUGUGAUAAAUACUGUCCCUGUAACUCCUCAAACACACUCAGCUGCCAUCCGUUGUCGGGGGAGUGUGCGUGUGCGGCGGGGUGGGCGGGUCUGUUCUGCAACGAGACCUGUCCGUCAGGUUACUAUGGCGAGGGAUGUAAGGAGGCAUGUGCGUGUGCCAACGGAGCCGACUGUGAGGGCUUCACCGGAGCCUGCGUCUGUGCCCCCGGGUACACGGGUGAUGACUGUUCUCUGACCUGUCCUACUGGGGUGUAUGGGGCCAACUGUUCCUCUCCCUGUUCCUGCCACAACCAGAUCGCCUGCUCACACAUCGACGGAUCCUGCAUGUGCAGAGAAGGUUGGCAGGGUGUGGAUUGUACCAUCUCGUGCUCCAGUGAUACCUGGGGUCUGAACUGUAAUCAGACGUGCCUGUGUGCCAACGGGGCGGCCUGUGACCCGGGCAAUGGAACCUGUACCUGCGCUCCCGGCUGGAUGGACGAGUACUGUGACACAACCUGUCCCGAGGGCGCGUAUGGAGAACAGUGUCGAGAGCAGUGUGACUGUAUCCAUGCCGAUGGCUGUGAUCCUGUGAGAGGCGACUGUCGCUGUCUGGCUGGAUGGACUGGUGUGAACUGUGACAGUGUGUGUGUGGAGGGCCGAUGGGGCCCAGACUGCUCCUACUCCUGUACCUGUGAGAACGGAGGCUCCUGCUCACCGGAGGACGGGACGUGUGUGUGUGCCCCCGGAUACAGAGGCACCUCCUGCAGACGCAUCUGUUCUCCAGGGUUCUAUGGUCAGCGCUGCAGUCAGUCCUGUCCUCAGUGUAUCCAUAGCGAUGGUCCCUGUCACCACAUCACAGGACACUGUGAGUGUCUGUCAGGAUUCUGUGGCUCUCUGUGUAACCAAGUGUGUCCCAGUGGCAGGUAUGGGAAGGGCUGUGCAGAGCUGUGUAUGUGUAGUAACAACGGGACCUGUAACCCCAUCGAUGGCUCCUGUCAGUGCUACCCAGGAUGGAUCGGAGAGGACUGCUCUAAAGUGUGUCCCCAGGGUGCGUGGGGUCCAGACUGCAUCCAUACCUGUAACUGUCACAACGGGGCUCAGUGCAUCGCUACAGACGGACAGUGUAGCUGCAGCGCAGGGUGGAGCGGACUCUACUGUACACAACGUUGUAGUUCAGGGUUCUUUGGUACCGACUGCUCUGAGGUGUGUCGGUGUCAGAACGGAGGGGACUGUGACCACAUCACUGGUCAGUGCUCCUGUCGGACCGGAUUCAUCGGACACAGCUGUGAACUCAAGUGUCGUCCCGGUACGUUUGGUUAUGGCUGUCAGCAGCUGUGUGUGUGUAUGAACAACGCCACCUGUGACUAUGUGACUGGAACCUGCUACUGCAGCAUCGGAUACAAAGGCAUCCGCUGUGACCAGGCUGCCCUGAUGAUGGAAGAGCUGAAUCCUUACACCAAGAUCAGCCCGGCCUUGGCAUCAGAGCACCAGUCAGUGGGCGCUGUCAUGGGCAUCAUCUUCCUCCUCCUCUUCAUCAUGACCGUGUUGGGGGUGGUGGUGUGGUGGCGGCAUCACCAGAGAGAGAAAGGAGGGCAGCACAUGCCCAGUGUGUCCUACAGCCCUGCCCUGAGGAUCAGCAGCCAGGGUUACUCCCUCUCUGGUGAGACGCUCCAGACACUACCACUUAGUCGUGGCAUCAGUGUACAGGCUUUGUUCUCCUCUCUAGACUCCUCUCCUACCAUCAGCAACGUCAGUCGUUGUUUCACUAACCCCUCCUACCACACUCUGGGAGCAUGUACCUACGCUGGCCACUACGCCAAGCCUGACAAGAAGACCAGAAGGGCCAAGGUGAAGGACAAGAGGUUAAACAGGAAUAGUGCUCCAGAGUGGACAGCCUACUAUAACCUCGAUGAACUGGGUAUGUGUGUACCGUGUAGACAGAGCUACAGCUCCUACCAUGAACAGUACCACAGAGACUACAUGAAGGGUUCCCUCAGCACCUGUUCUCUGAACAGUGAGAACCCCUACGCCACCAUCAAUGACCCGCUGGCCGUGGCCUGCAAACACACAGAGAGCAGCUAUGUAGAGAUGAAGAGUCCUGUCCACCACGACAUGUCCUACUGCCCCUCUGCUAUAGUCACCACCACCGCCACACACCGUCAGCAGAACGUCUAUGACGUGGAACCCAAGGUGAGUGUUCUCCAGGGCUGUAACGGUGUGGUGGUUCCCACGUACCCUCAGAACCCGUACGACCUCCCCAGGAACAGCCACAUCCCCAGCCACUACGACCUGCUGCCCCUGAGACACAGCCAGAGCUACAGCCCUACACACAGCCAGGACCACAGCCACCAGAGCCACAGCCCACCCUUGCCCGGCAGCCCUACCAGCUCCCUGCUAUAGACAGACCACUCCCGAACGCUGGGCCGCGACCUUAGACCUAUGACUUACUGUUGGGGCACGGUCUGCUCCACCUGGGGUUGCGGAUAAACACUGUAAUGUGACUAUAGAGACAAAGUACCAGUGCAACAUCAAUGUUGGUGGACAUACUAGAUGAUAUACCAACAGAAGCUCUGUGUGGACUCACUACCGUGUGGACUCACUACCGUGUGGACUCACUGCUGUGUGGACUCACUACCGUGUGGACUCACUACCGUGUGGACUCACUGCUGUGUGGACUCA